GCCACUGUGGGUAGCGGCCGGCGGGCAGCAGGCCCAGACGGCAGCACCCGCUGAACGCGCACCAUGGUUCCCGGCUCGCUGCGCCCGCUGCUGAGACUCCUCGUGCUGGGGCUCGGGCUGGCGCUGCUGCGCGCUGCAGCCGGGGAGCGGAUGCCCGGCACCACCCCCUGCUCUCGCGGCAGCUCCUGGAGCGCGGACCUUGACAAGUGCAUGGACUGCGCGUCGUGCCCAGCGCGACCGCACAGCGACUUCUGCCAUGGCUGUGCUGCUGUCCCUCCAGCCUCUUUCCAGUUGCUGUGGCCCAUCUUGGGGGGCGCUCUGAGCCUAGCCCUUGUGCUAGGACUGCUUUCCGGCUUCCUGGUCUGGAGAAGGUGCCGCAGGAGAGAGAAGUUUACCACCCCCAUAGAGGAGACCGGUGGAGAGGGCUGUCCUGGCGUGGCCCUGAUCCAGUGACAGUGAGCGCCCCCUGCCAGCAGGAGGCCCCACCCACUCAUCAUUCAUUCAUUCAUUUUGGAGCCAGCCCCUGCCUACCAAAAACAGCCGGAGUUAGGCUGUUCCAACCACAGGGGUGUGGAGGGAUGCGGGAUGGGUCAAUCACUUCUCUGGGGCCUGGACCCAGACUUCAGAGGAGGCUUCCAAGGUGUCUGACUGCCCUGUCUGUGGCCCCAGCACAGACACAGAGAUCCAUGCUGGCUCCCUCGAUACCUGACACCAAGGAACUGCAACAUUUGCACAAGGGGUUCCCAACCCCCAGCCAUGGCCUGGGGGCCAGGCUGACUUAAGGGAGACACCAGACCAGGCUCCACCUCUCAGAAGUACUGAAAUUCCACCAAGGGAGUCUCAGCCUGGGGGGUUAGGGACCUGUUCCUAACACUAGAGGGCUGGCCCUCUAGGGGGCCGGCCCUCAGACACUGCCCCCCCCCAGCCCCCAAAGGGGAGAAAUAUUUAUUUUGGGGAGAACAUUUGGAGGGGAGGGAGAAUUUAUUAAUAAAAGAAUCUUUAACUUUAAA
This is a messenger RNA of Manis javanica (Malayan pangolin), 1010 nucleotides long. RefSeq names its product TNF receptor superfamily member 12A (gene TNFRSF12A). The record is from RefSeq and is a predicted model, not a curated record. Gene Ontology annotation, biological process: positive regulation of extrinsic apoptotic signaling pathway. NCBI's taxonomy places the organism in Eukaryota, Metazoa, Chordata, Mammalia, Pholidota, Manidae. Gene Ontology annotation, cellular component: plasma membrane. Gene Ontology annotation, molecular function: protein binding.